Messenger RNA from Dipodomys ordii (Ord's kangaroo rat), 1437 nucleotides. It is a transcript of the gene Cxcr2, whose product is annotated as chemokine (C-X-C motif) receptor 2. Lineage: Eukaryota; Metazoa; Chordata; Mammalia; Rodentia; Heteromyidae. The record is from RefSeq and is a predicted model, not a curated record. Gene Ontology annotation, cellular component: membrane. The transcript is spliced from 2 exons. Gene Ontology annotation, biological process: G protein-coupled receptor signaling pathway; neutrophil chemotaxis; immune response. Bases 81 to 1133 code for a protein of 350 amino acids. Gene Ontology annotation, molecular function: C-X-C chemokine receptor activity; interleukin-8 binding.
CCACCCUUCCAUCGGUGACAGCUGCACUCCAGGAGGUGACACAGGUGAAAAGCCAGCAUCCUGCAGGAUUGGAAAAAAAGAUGGAAGACUUUAACUGGGAUGAUUACUUUGAUGAUUUUAAUUACAGUUCUGGCCUGCCCAGUAUUCCACCAGAUUUUGCCCCGUGCACACUAUACUACAUUGGAAUCAACAUUCAUGUAGUGAUCCUGAUUUAUGUCCUGGUGUUCCUGCUAAGCCUUCUGGGAAACUCCCUGGUGAUGUUGGUCAUUUUAUACAACCGAGUGAACUGCUCUGUCACCGAUGUCUACCUGCUGAACUUAGCCAUGGCUGAUCUGCUCUUUGCCCUGACCUUGCCCAUCUGGGCAGCUUCCAGAACAAAUGGUUGGACCUUUGGCACACCUCUGUGCAAGGUGACCUCAUUCCUGAAAGAAGUCAACUUCUACAGCAGUAUCCUGGUACUGGCUUGUAUCAGUGUGGACCGCUACCUGGCCAUUGUCCAUGCCACACGCACACUGACCCAGAAGCGACACUUAGUCAAGUUUGUAUGCUUGGGCAUGUGGGGACUGUCCCUCAUUCUGUCCCUGCCUGCCUUACUUUUGCGUAAGACCGUCUACAGCCCCAAUUACUACCCAGCCUGCUAUGAGGACAUGGGUGAACAUACAACAAAGUGGCGAUUAGUGUUACGUGUCCUGCCUCAGACCUUCGGCUUCCUCCUGCCCCUGCUGGUCAUGCUGUUCUGCUAUGGAUUCACAAUACGCACGCUGUUUAAUGCUCACAUGGGGCAGAAGCACCGUGCCAUGCGGGUCAUCUUUGCUGUGGUGCUUGUCUUCCUGCUCUGCUGGCUGCCCUACAACCUGGUCCUGUUGGCAGAUACCCUCAUGAGGACUGGAAUGAUUGAAGAGACCUGUGAGCGCCGCAAUGACAUUGACCACGCCAUGGAGGCCACUGAGAUCCUGAGCUUCCUACACUGCUGCCUUAACCCCAUCCUCUACGCCUUCAUUGGCCAAAAGUUUCGCUAUGGAUUCCUCAAGAUCCUGGCCACCUAUGGCCUGGUCAGCAAGGAGUUCUUGGCCAAGGAGAGUAAGCCUUCCUAUGUUGGCUCUUCUUCAGGAAACACUUCCACUACCCUCUAAGAUGGCCUUGCCCUUACGGCCCCUUGGGGUUUCUCCUGGUCUUGGACAUCUCAUUCCAAGCCCCUAGUCCACUGGCUGUUCAUGAUAUCUUGAAUGUAGACCCUCUAUUAAGAUUUUGACAAGGGCCACAUUCUUACCCGGCUCCCAUUGCAUGGUUUAGAAAGCCUGUCCUGACACUCUACCCCGUUGCAUAAUUACUAUACCAAUACAUAGUUGUUUUCUAAGAAUUGUAAUUAGCCAGAUGCCAGUGGCUCAUGUCUGUAAUCCUAGCUACUCAGGAGAUCUGAGAUCUGCAGAUUGCUGU